Molecule: messenger RNA, 1581 nt
Organism: Micromonas commoda
Lineage: Eukaryota; Viridiplantae; Chlorophyta; Mamiellophyceae; Mamiellales; Mamiellaceae
Product: folate-biopterin transporter family
Exons: 1
Coding region: 1-1581 (526 amino acids)
Source: RefSeq, a predicted model, not a curated record
AUGACGACGGAAGGCACCGCCGCCGGUCGGCCCGUCUCGGGCUCCGAGUGGGCGCGCUCCGCCUUCAGCGGGGGCUGGGACAAGCGCGGCGACACCAGGUGGCUCUACGCGGUCUUCUUCCUGCUCACCAUGGCGCAGUCCCUGCCCCUGACCGCCAUCCAGGUGGUCCUCAACCGCGACCUCGGCCUGCAGGAGCGCCCCGAGGAGCUCAACCGAUUCUUCGCCGUCGAGUUCUCCAUGUCCAUGCUCAAGCCAAUCUACGCCGCCGUGUCCGACUUACUGCCCAUCGCCCGCCGCCGGCGGGUGCCGUACAUGAUGAUCGGCGGCGUGAUGUACGCGGUGAUGCUGCAGGCGUACGCGUCGGUCCGCACGAUCGGCCAGCUGUACGCCGCGGGGGUGUGCUCCGUGAUCUUCUACGCCAUCUGCGAGACGGGCGCCGACGGCUUGCUCGUCCAGCUGUCCGGGACGGACCCGCGGCGCGCGAUGUCGACGCAGGCGACCGGGAUGCUGGUGAGGUCCGCCGGGUCGUUCGUCGCGACGGCGCUGUCCAUCCCGCUCCUCGCGGCGGUCCCCGCGCGGGCGUGCAUCUCCGCCGCGGGAUUGUUCGCGUUGGCCGCCGCAGCCGCAGCCGCGAAAGUCGCCGAGGAACCCGUCGUCGUUCACGCGAACGACUCGCCGGGGGGCGUUGGCGCGGGGCACGCGGAGGGGCGCGGGGCACGCGGCGCGGGUGCGGGGUUCUCGGGUUUAGGGUUUGGGAGUGCGGGGUUCUCGUCGGGUUUAGGGUUAAGGGGUUUGGCGCGUUUUGUUCGCCGGGGUUUGGGGUCCCCGGCGACGGCGCGACGGCUCGGCGCCGCGGCGGCGUUUCUGUUCGCGUAUCGCGUCAUGCCCACCGCGAUGGUGACGUUCACCGCGUUCACGUACGCGCGGUUCUCGAUGCCCGACUCGUACCGCGCCGGUUUGCUCCUCGUGUCCAUGGGCGGGGGCGUCGCGGCGACGGCGGCGUACGGUCGAAUAGCCGCCGCGGGCGCUCCGCUGUCGACGACGUUCGUGGUCGGAGCCUUCGCCGACGCCGUCUUGGGCUUGGGCAGGCUGAUCGUCGUCCAGGCUGAUCGUCGUCGGGACGGGGGGAACGGGGCCGCGCGCGCGCCGAUGGGUGCGCUGGUCGCCAGCGACGCGUUGACGUCGUUUGGUCAGAUGGUAGGGUACAUGCCCGUGUUGGCUCUCGCGGCGAGGUGCGCGCCGAGGGGGUUGGAGGCGACAGGCUACUCCGCGUUGCUGUUCGUCGCCGACCUGGCCACCGGCGUGGGUUCGUUGCUCGCCGCGGAGUUGACGCGAUCGAUGGGCCUCGGCGCGGGUGAAGGGAGGUCGUGGUCCAGACUGGACGCGUACGUGUGGACGUGCGCCGGGCUGAAGCUGGCGCCGCUGGCGCUGCUGCCGCUCGUGAGAGGCGGGGGCGUGGACGAUGGGGACGAGGGCGGGGGGGCGUCGUACGUGGAGCUGGACGAGAGCGUUCGGGGGGGUGUCGAUCGGGGCGGGGAGACGCUGCUUCCCGAUCCGCCCGCGACGACGAACGCCGUGUAG